This is a messenger RNA of Myotis lucifugus (little brown bat), 1947 nucleotides long. RefSeq names its product sodium-dependent serotonin transporter-like. The transcript has 13 exons. Gene Ontology annotation, molecular function: serotonin binding; serotonin:sodium:chloride symporter activity. Gene Ontology annotation, biological process: sodium ion transmembrane transport; serotonin uptake. The record is from RefSeq and is a predicted model, not a curated record. NCBI's taxonomy places the organism in Eukaryota, Metazoa, Chordata, Mammalia, Chiroptera, Vespertilionidae. Gene Ontology annotation, cellular component: neuron projection; plasma membrane. The coding region runs from base 58 to 1947 and encodes 629 amino acids.
AGAAUUCAGUUCAGGUUCUUGGCAAAUGGGCAUCAGCAUCAUCCAUUAGCCAACAGGAUGGAGAUCACAUCUUUAAAUUCCCAGAAGCAGCCAUCACUGUGCAAGGAUGGAGAAGACUGUCAAGAAAAUGGAAUUCUACAGAAGGGUGUCCUCACCCCUGGGGAUAAGAAGGAGUCUGGCCAGAUCUCUAAUGGGUACUCAGUGGUUCUGAGCCCCAGUGCAGAUGACACUCAGCACUCCAUCCCAGCUGCCACCACCGCCCUAGUGGCUGAGGUUCACCAAGAGGAACGGGAGACCUGGGGCAAGAAGAUGGACUUCCUCCUGUCGGUCAUUGGCUACGCCGUGGACCUGGGCAACGUCUGGCGCUUUCCCUACAUAUGCUACCAGAAUGGAGGGGGGGCGUUCCUUAUCCCCUACACCAUCAUGGCCAUUUUUGGGGGGAUCCCACUCUUCUACAUGGAGCUUGCGCUGGGCCAGUACCACCGAAACGGGUGCAUUUCAGUAUGGAGGAAAAUCUGCCCGAUUUUCAAAGGGAUUGGUUACACCACCUGCAUCAUUGCCCUUUACACCGCCUUCUACUACAACACCAUCAUGGCCUGGGCACUCUACUACCUCAUCUCCUCCUUCACCGCCCAGCUGCCCUGGACCAACUGCAAGAACUCCUGGAACACUGCCAACUGCACCAACUACUUCUCGGAGGACAACAUCACCUGGACACUCCACUCCACGUCCCCUGCAGAGGAAUUUUACACGCGCCACAUCCUGCAGAUCCACCGGUCUACGGGACUCCAGGACCUGGGCAGCAUCAGCUGGCAGCUUGUCCUCUGCAUCAUGCUGAUCUUCGCUGUUAUCUACUUUAGCAUCUGGAAAGGCGUCAAAACAUCUGGCAAGGUGGUGUGGGUGACAGCCACCUUCCCUUACAUCGUCCUUGUGGUCCUGCUGGUGAGGGGGGCCACCCUCCCUGGAGCCUGGAGGGGUGUUCUCUUCUACUUGAAACCGAACUGGCAGAAACUCCUGGAGACAGAGGUGUGGGUAGCUGCUGCCUCUCAGAUCUUCUUCUCUCUUGGUCCUGGCUUUGGGGUCCUACUGGCUUUUGCUAGCUACAACAAGUUCAACAACAACUGCUAUCAAGACGCCCUGGUGACCAGUGCGGUGAACUGCAUGACCAGCUUGCUCUCGGGGUUUGUCAUCUUCACGGUGCUUGGAUAUAUGGCUGAGAUGAGGAAGGAAGAUGUGUCCGAGGUGGCCAAGGAUGCGGGCCCCACUCUCCUCUUCAUCGCAUACGCAGAAGCCAUCGCCAACAUGCCGGCGUCCACGUUCUUUGCCAUCAUCUUCUUCUUGAUGUUAAUCACACUGGGCUUGGAUAGCACAUUUGCAGGCUUGGAGGCGGUGGUCACCGGUGUGCUGGAUGAGUUUCCCCACAUCUGGGCCAAGCGCCGGGAGUUGUUUGUGCUUGGUGUGGUCAUUACCUGCUUCUUUGGGUCCCUGGCCACCCUGACCUUUGGCGGGGCCUACGUGGUGAAGCUGCUGGAGGAAUACGCCACGGGGCCCGCGGUGCUCACCGUGGCCUUGUUAGAAGCCAUUGCUGUGUUUUGGUUCUACGGCAUCACUCAGUUCUGCAGCGAUGUGAAGGCAAUGCUGGGCUUCAGCCCUGGGUGGUUUUGGAGGAUCUGCUGGGUGGCCAUCAGCCCUCUGUUUCUCCUGUUUGUCAUUUGCAGUUUUUUGAUGAGCCCGCCACAGCUACGACUUUUCCAGUAUACUUAUCCUCACUGGAGUAUCAUCCUGGGUUACUGCAUCGGAACCUCGUCUUUCAUCUGCAUCCCCAUAUAUAUGACUUACCGGCUGAUCAUCACUCCAGGGACACUGAUGGAGCGUAUUAUGAAAAGUAUCACUCCAGAAAAACCAAGAGAAACUCCCUGUGGGGACAUCCACUUGAAUGCCGCAUAA